Messenger RNA from Cannabis sativa, 992 nucleotides. Its product is annotated as mulatexin. The transcript has a single exon. The record is from RefSeq and is a predicted model, not a curated record. Lineage: Eukaryota; Viridiplantae; Streptophyta; Magnoliopsida; Rosales; Cannabaceae. Bases 439 to 765 code for a protein of 108 amino acids.
UAUUACUUACUGACAUGUUGAAAGUACUCUCAGAAAUUUAUUUAUUCAUUAAAACAGAGUUAUUUCUCUGAUGAGUGUUUGGUUUGGUCUGGUCUUCAUUUAUAAUUUUUUACCUUAAAAACAUCACCAUCUUAUUGUAUGAAAGAAAAAAAAAAAAAAAUCAAAAAGAGUAAAAAAGUUGUAACAAAAAGCUACAAGUGAAAUAAUCACACUUAGAAGAUCCAAAGCAUCAAAAGUUGCAUUUGCUAAAAACACUUUUCAUUUUCAAAAUUAAUGUAAUUCUCUCACCUAAACACACACAAAUACAUUAUAGUUUGUACUAUAAAUACUUUCACUUUUGUUCAAGUCUCAUUCUCUCUAAGUUCUAAGCUAAACUCUUAUUAUGUUCUCUGUCUUUUCCUUAGUUGAAACUACUCAUUCUACAUAGCCAUAUAUUAUAUGGACAAUCAACUUCAACCAAUAAUGGAAGGACCACCACCCGAAAUGGUUGACUCGAAUCGCUAUGCUCAUCGGUCCAUAGAGACAUUGGUGGUGGUUUUAGCUGUGAUAACCAUUUUGGGUGUUGUGGCUGGAAUCAUAGCGCGAUUAUGCGGUGGAAGACACUUUGGUGGCAAUGGGGAGCAUGACAUAGAAGGAUGGGUUGAGAGGAAGUGCAAGAGUUGCAUUGAUGGCGGGAUUCCACCACCGCCACCACCUCCACCACCACCGCCGCCACCUCCUGCUGCUGAAGAAUCGAAACCGGUAGCUGAAGAGCAAAAGAAGUGAGGUAAAAAAAAAAUGGACAAUAUACUUAAUUGGUGUAAAAAAAAAGAGUAUUGAAUGAAAAGCAAAAGUAGUAGUAGUGUUGAAUAUGGUUUAUUUUUUUAGUUAGUACUUUUAUUAGAUAUAGAAUAUGGUCAAUAUUGAAGUGAGAAAUCCCAUUUGAUGAUAUUGUUUCCAUGUACCUUAUUGUAAUGUAGUAUUAAUUAAAGUAUAAAACUGAUUUAUGUGUC